GGUGUGGAAGCCAUGGACUACAUCUGUGGGAUCUUUGUGCUCCUGUGUUGGCUGUGUUUGAGCGGGAGAGGGGCAGCGACCCAGCAGAGCAAAAACAACAUACCCAGACUCAAACUCUCCUACAAAGAAAUGUUGGAGUCAAGCAACCUGCUUACCUUCAACGGAUUGGCCAACAGCUCUGCAUAUCACACAUUCCUAUUGGACGAGGAAAGAGGCCGGCUGUUUGUGGGGGCCAAAGACCAUGUGUUCUCCUUCAACUUGAUUGAUAUCAGCCUGGAUCAUCAACUGAUAUCUUGGCCUCCCUCCUCGUCACGAUGGGAUGAGUGUAGAUGGGCUGGAAAAGACAUCCAGAAGGAAUGUUCUAACUUUAUUAAAGUUCUCCAGCCGUUUAAUCAAACGCACCUGUAUGCGUGUGGAACAGGGGCCUUCCAUCCUGUGUGUGCCCACCUGGAGGUGGGCAGAAAGCCUGAGGACAACAUCUUUCACUUGGAGACGUCACACAUCGAGAAUGGCCGUGGGAAGAGUCCAUAUGACCCCAAACUACAGACAGCCUCUCGGCUGAUUGAUGGAGAACUGUAUUCUGGAACCUCUGCUGACUUCAUGGGGCGGGACUUUGCCAUUUUCCGCACUUUGGGACAGCACCAUCCAAUCAGGACAGAGCAACAUGAUUCUAGGUGGCUCAAUGAUCCUAGGUUUGUCAGCGUUCACCUCAUUCCAGAGAGUGAUAAUCCGGAGGACGAUAAGAUCUAUCUGUUCUUCAGAGAGAACGCCAUCGAUGGAGAGCAAACUGGCAAAGCAACACAUGCCAGGAUUGGGCAGCUGUGUAAGAAUGACUUUGGCGGCCACAGGAGUUUGGUGAACAAAUGGACAACAUUUCUCAAAGCUCGACUCGUCUGUUCUGUGCCCGGAACCAACGGGAUAGACACACACUUUGAUGAGCUGCAGGAUGUUUUUCUCAUGAGUUCUAAAGACCCGAAGAAUCCGACCAUCUAUGCCGUCUUCACCACAUCCAGUAACAUCUUUAAAGGUUCAGCCGUGUGCAUGUACAGCAUGGCAGACAUCAGGAGAGUGUUCCUGGGACCCUAUGCCCACAGAGACGGACCCAACUACCAGUGGGUCCCCUUCCUGGGCCGGGUACCGUACCCUCGGCCUGGAACGUGUCCCAGUAAGACAUUUGGAGGCUUUGAGUCGACCAAGGAUCUCCCCGAUGAGGUGAUAACGUUUGCCAGAAGUCAUCCUGCCAUGUAUAACCCAGUUUACCCCAUCAACAACCGACCAAUCAUCAUCAAGACAGAUGUGGAUUACCAGUUUACCCAGAUGGUGGUGGACAGGGUGGAAGCUGAGGAUGGACAGUAUGAUGUGAUGUUCAUAGGCACCGACAUAGGCACAGUCCUGAAGGUUGUGUCCAUACCCAGAGGAACCUGGCAUGACCUGGAGGAGGUUCUUCUGGAGGAGAUGACUGUAUUCAGGGAACCAACUCCCAUAACUGCAAUGGAAUUGUCAACAAAGCAGCAACAGCUGUACCUGGGUUCAUCCAUAGGCAUAUCUCAGAUGUCUUUGCACCGUUGUGACGUGUAUGGCAAAGCCUGUGCAGAGUGCUGUUUGGCCCGUGACCCUUACUGCGCUUGGGACGGCGCUCAGUGCUCCAGAUACUUCCCUACAGCAAAGAGGAGGACACGGCGCCAGGACAUCAGGAAUGGAGAUCCACUCACUCAGUGCUCUGACCUACAGCAUCAUGAUGAGUUGAAUGGGCAGAGUGCAGUCUUGGAUAAGACUGUGUAUGGUGUUGAAAACAGCAGUACAUUUCUGGAGUGCAGUCCAAAGUCUCAGAGAGCACUGGUCUACUGGCAGUUUCAGAGACAUGGAGAAGACCACAAACUAGAGAUAAAGUCAGACGAACGUGUGAUGGGGACAGAGAAGGGUCUGCUGAUCCGCUCUCUUGUCCAGAGGGAUUCUGGGGUGUAUUACUGUCACGCCGUCGAGCACGGCUUCAUUCAGACGCUGCUUCGCCUCACUCUUCACGUCAUACAGACCGAGCACCUGGACGACCUGCUCCAGCGCGACCCCGAGGCUCUGACCAACGACCAGCCCGCAUCCCCCCAUCACGCCAAGCUCUGGUACCGCGACUUCCUGUCCCUCAUCAACCACCCCAACCUCAGCAGCGUGGAUGAGCUGUGUGAGCAGGUGUGGAAGAGGGAGAGGAAACAGCGCCGGCAGAAAGCCCACCUCCUCCACGCCGCCCAGACUCACGCCAACAAGUGGAAACUCCUUCAGGAGAGCAAGAAGGGUCGAAACCGCCGCACCCACGAUGCACAGCGAGCCCCACGCAGCGUCUGAAAUCCACACACACCUCUCUGACUGAAACAAAAACGAAAAACAAAACAAAACAGAGCCAACAGAGACUCGUGCUUCUACACUGAAAACAAGAGAAACUCUCGACUGGAAAAACACUACCGCACAGCUCUGAUCUGUCGGAGUUUGAGGACUGUGAGGUGAUAUUUUAGACUUCAUAACGUCAUAAUUCCUCACAGCUCUGAGAGAUGGAUGCAGAGAAAGGCCAAGCAUGGAUGGGACUAUCUGUAAAUAUUAGACAGAGAAUCUGGGCUGGCUUUAUCGCUGACAACACGUAGUCUAGCUGUGAUUCCUUUAAUCAUUAACAAACACAGGGGCAAAACGAACUCCCAGAGACCACUACUGCGACCUGUCUCUUACUGAAGAGACACACACACACAUGUACACA
Messenger RNA from Chanos chanos (milkfish), 2740 nucleotides. RefSeq names its product sema domain, immunoglobulin domain (Ig), short basic domain, secreted, (semaphorin) 3Ab (gene sema3ab). The record is from RefSeq and is a predicted model, not a curated record. Gene Ontology annotation, molecular function: neuropilin binding; chemorepellent activity; semaphorin receptor binding. The coding region runs from base 13 to 2337 and encodes 774 amino acids. Gene Ontology annotation, cellular component: glutamatergic synapse; plasma membrane; axon. The transcript has 17 exons. Gene Ontology annotation, biological process: negative chemotaxis; neural crest cell migration; motor neuron axon guidance. Lineage: Eukaryota; Metazoa; Chordata; Actinopteri; Gonorynchiformes; Chanidae.